ACUAGCUCUCCAUGCGUCGGGGAGGUAUCACUGAAUAAUAACUGACUUGCCGCUUCCAGCCAUCCACUCGCAGAUAUACCUUUUUAGUAGCUUAAGGGUGUGAACAUUUCGACGUUCACUGCUCGGUCUUUUAAACUAGGCUACUGUAUUCGAUGAAUAUCGGGGUGGUUUCGCUCAGCAGCUCCUUGCUUGGAUAACCUUAUCGCUGUGCUGUGUGGAUGCUCUGGAUAACGGGUCUCCCUACCAUUCCGAUCAGAGCUGUCUUGGAAAUGAAAGGAAAUGAUUGACUGGACAGGCAGUGAAUGCUAGACGCACAAGUCACUGACCUCACACUGUCAACCGCAGAAGAGCAGCUGGAUGCAGUUACUCGGCCAUCGUUAAGUUGACAGGACCAUCCUGGAUUGUGGACCACCGUUUAACUACGGUGUUAUUGUUCAGCAGACGUGUCAUGGACAUACACAAGGAUUCCUCAUCUAUGUGAUUUUUGUCUGACCGAACAUUUUUUCUACAGAAUGCCAAGGCUUUCCCUUCAAAAUAUAAGGAACUAGUAUUCUGGUCAUCUUUUUUACUCUGAGAUGUUGUUGUUUUCCAACAGAGUGAAGAGGAGCCUGUAAUUGUGAUGAGGAAGACAGGGACUGUUUCUGUUCAUCAGAGGAACCCGGCAUUCAGCCUGUUAGAGCCACGAAAUCUCCAGGGGAGGAAAUAUUCUCAGACAUCACUUGGAAAUUGGAAUUUUCAAUAAGUUUUUCUCUGUUUUUCCCUUCCUUCCACCUCCCAGACAACUAAGUUUUUAAUCUACCACUACACCAUGUCUCUAUCGAAGUGGAGGAAGAUCAGGGCAUUUACUGUGUUUUCAUGCAUUGUAACUUUCACCACGUUCCUCUUCAGUUACACGUUGAGAGAUCCCUCUCUGUACUUCUUCAAAUACGCCAUCCGCAAGUCGGACAGCUUCUUCUCUAAGGGCCAGUGUGGCUGUCGACAGUGUAUGACCGAGCUGGAGGACGACCCCUGGUUCACUGAGAGGUUCAACCUGUCUGUCCAACCUCUGAUGUCUAGGAGGAACAGCCUGCUGACUGACGACACAUACCGCUGGUGGCAGUGGUUGCAGGCAGAGCAAGAGCCGGCCAACUUCAGCGAGGUGGUGGAGAAGUUGUUCCAGGUCAUCCCUGAUGCUGACCUUUACAUGGAUGCGGGCCCUGAGCGCUGUAGGACCUGUGCUGUGGUGGGGAACUCUGGGAACCUUAAGGGCUCCCGCUACGGAGCCCUCAUCGACUCCAGUGAUGUCGUCAUCAGAAUGAACAUGGCUCCUACCUCUGGCUAUGAGGAGGAUGUUGGGAGCCGGACCACCCAUCACGUCAUGUACCCAGAGAGCGCCAUAGAUCUGGACAAUACCACCAGUCUUCUGCUCAUCCCCUUCAAGACUCUGGACCUUCAGUGGAUCACCAGCGCCUUGACUACAGGCUCCAUCAAACACACGUACAUUCCUGUCCAGUCCAGGAUUAAGGCAAACAAGAACAGGGUGUUGAUAUACAGCCCGACCUUCUUUAAAUAUGUCUAUGACGCAUGGCUGGAGAGUCAUGGCCGGUAUCCCUCCACUGGCUUCCUCAGCCUAUUGUUUUCCAUUCAUAUCUGUGAUAAGGUGAGUGUGUACGGGUUCGGAGCGGAUCAGUACGGGAACUGGCACCACUACUGGGAAGAGAAUCACCAGGGAGGAGCAUUCCGCCACACCGGGGUGCAUGAUGCUGACUAUGAGUACAACGUUACCCUGCUUCUGGCUGACAAACACAAGAUCAAGAUUUUCAAAGGCUUCUGAUGUCUGGAGAUGUUACUGGCCUGAGACCAUCAAGCCUCUUGAAUGAAAUUCUGUCGACUCAGAGGUUAACCACUGGGUAUAAACUGGUUGAAUCAACAUUGUUUCAACGUAAUUUGUCAACGUAUUGUGACGUGGAAUCUGUGUAAAAUUCAUUGGAUUUGCAAAAAGUAAUCAACUGUUGUUUUGAGGGUGAAAUUUCAACCACAGGAUUUUGUCAUCAUUGUAACCAAUGUUCAACAUAGACAAAGCUUGUAUAAAAUAUGUUGAAUUUGUACCUUUUGAAACAAUGUCAGAUAUUCAAUGUUAUAUCCAUUAUCAGGAGAAAAAAACUAUAGCUGGGCAGCAAAUCCUUCUGGAAAAUUCUACAGCUAUCUAUAGCUAUUCCUUUGGUCUCCCAUCCUGCUAAGCUUUGAUAUGUCACUGACAACCCCCCCCCCACA
Oncorhynchus nerka (sockeye salmon) is the source of this 2253-nucleotide messenger RNA. RefSeq names its product CMP-N-acetylneuraminate-beta-galactosamide-alpha-2,3-sialyltransferase 1-like. Gene Ontology annotation, molecular function: beta-galactoside (CMP) alpha-2,3-sialyltransferase activity. The record is from RefSeq and is a predicted model, not a curated record. The transcript has 7 exons. NCBI's taxonomy places the organism in Eukaryota, Metazoa, Chordata, Actinopteri, Salmoniformes, Salmonidae. The coding region runs from base 809 to 1813 and encodes 334 amino acids. Gene Ontology annotation, biological process: sialylation. Gene Ontology annotation, cellular component: membrane.